Molecule: messenger RNA, 1069 nt
Organism: Periophthalmus magnuspinnatus
Lineage: Eukaryota; Metazoa; Chordata; Actinopteri; Gobiiformes; Gobiidae
Gene: trub1
Product: TruB pseudouridine (psi) synthase family member 1
Biological process (GO): mRNA pseudouridine synthesis; tRNA modification
Cellular component (GO): mitochondrion
Molecular function (GO): pseudouridine synthase activity; RNA binding
Source: RefSeq, a predicted model, not a curated record
ACUCCAUAAAUUAAUUUGUAUGCCUGUGGCAAGGUAAAAUAAAGACCUGUUCGAAGGCUGCAUAAAACAAACAUCAAAUGAUUAAUAGGAAUUGGAAGUCCGAUAUAAACUAAUUCGUAUUUUUAAUAGUGUAUAAUAUGAACGACGCUAGGUGGAGCCUAUAGACAAUCCGAUGACACAAAACGAAGAAGAGAAAGCAUGGCUGGAAAUUUUGAGUAACAGCUCUCUGUCCAGACUGCAAGCACUCAACGGAGUUUUCCCCGUGUUUAAAAAAGAAGGACCUACGUCUGCCGAUGUGCUGAACGCGCUCAAAGAGGCAUUACUGAGAGAGGCGGGGGUCACCAACCCCAAUCCGAGGAAAAGGAAGAGGCAAUGCAUGAAGAUGGGCCAUGGAGGAACCCUGGACAGUGCUGCCAGUGGGGUGUUAGUGGUUGGUGUUGGAAAUGGAACCAAAAUGCUCAGUGCAAUGUUGGCUGGUUCAAAGAAAUAUACUGCAGUGGGUGAACUGGGGAAGGCCACAGACACUCUUGAUGCCACUGGGACUGUGGCCCUGGAGAAACCCUUUGAGCAUGUCACCAGGGCAGACAUGGAGGACAAGCUGAAGAGCUUUGUUGGUGACAUCCUGCAGGUACCCCCACUCUACUCUGCACUGAAGAAGGAUGGGCAGCGUCUGUCUGUACUGCUGAAACAGGGUCAGAAAGUGGAGGCUAAACCUGCUCGAGCAGUAACUGUCUAUAACAUAACCCUGCAAGACUUCAGCCCUCCACUGUUCACUCUUGAUCUUGAGUGUGGAGGUGGAUUUUAUGUCAGAAGCUUGGUGGACGACCUUGGUAAAGCUUUGUCAUCCUGUGCCCAUGUGAAAUCUCUGACCAGGACCAAACAGGGCCCAUUCACAUUGGAGGACGUCCUUCAUGAGGACCAGUGGACAUGACAUAUUCUUAAAGUGCUUCAGUCUUGUCCUGGCACAGAUCAGACAACAGCAGCACAUUCUGAGGUCAACCCUGGCACAGAUCAGGACAACACUCUGCUGAGAACAGUGCUGGCACAGACUAUGGAACAAUGGGGCUAG